Messenger RNA from Mizuhopecten yessoensis (Yesso scallop), 8054 nucleotides. RefSeq lists its product as uncharacterized. The transcript is spliced from 7 exons. The record is from RefSeq and is a predicted model, not a curated record. Gene Ontology annotation, molecular function: protein binding. NCBI's taxonomy places the organism in Eukaryota, Metazoa, Mollusca, Bivalvia, Pectinida, Pectinidae. Gene Ontology annotation, cellular component: nucleus. The coding region runs from base 202 to 4905 and encodes 1567 amino acids.
CUGCGUCAUAAAAUGGUUGCGUCGAAGAUUUUGAGCGAGCGGGAAGCAACGCCUUAUUUCCUGAUUUACAGGGUCAAAUUUGAUUUCAUUAUGGAAACAACCAUAUGAGUCGAAUUUCGAAAUAGUUAAUUUAAUAUCCAAUCUAUAAAGAACAUGUGUACCUGAAGAUUGAGAAUUGAAAGCUUAAGGAAACUGAUCAAAAUGGACGUUCGAGCUGCUUUAAUUGAAGUGUGUGAUGUAUGUGGCAGUCAACACCCCACUGAGGCGUGUCCAGAACUUGGACUGGACACAUCAGAGCUGACUCAACAGACCAGGUCAAGGGCACGUCUGACGUUACCCGAGUUCCUGUUUGAAGUAGAAAUAGCUGGAGAAGUAGGAGUCUUCACGCGUGACACAGUGCUACAGAAGAAGACACAGUUUGGACCGUUUGAAGCUAAGAAGACUACACACGAGUUCAAUGAUGAAAGUCUAUUUAUACUUAAGGUAACAACGAAGGAUGGUACGUGUAUCAGCCUGGACACCACCAGUGAGAACGACUGUAACUGGAUGUGUUUGGUCCGUGCUGCACUCACAUAUGAGCAACAAAACUGUAUCGCCUACCAGUUGGGGACCAACCUGUACUACAGCACAACCAAGGACAUAGCCCCCGGGUCAGAGCUCUGUGUGUGGUAUGCUCCUGCCUACGCUCGUAGGAUUGGCAAACCUGAGAAACCUGAUGGUGUCAGUAAGGUUAUGCUGGGUAUGAAAGUAAUAUACCCCUCUGUGGAGGACCUGCCGGACGCUCCGCAGACUAGGCCACAGACUGAUAACCUAACAGAUGAAGAAUCAGAGGUACCACAAGCCUUAAAGGUAGAGAUUAAACCUAACUUCUUAUGCAAACGAUGUGGUGAAGGCUUCCAUUCAGAAUCAGAUCUGGCAUUACACCUUCGUAACCACAUUAUACCAAACUACUACUCAGUAAUGAAUGGGAAACAGCGAAAAAGAGGCAGACCAGCAAAAGCUCUGAUGGUUAAGAAAAGAGGUAGAAAGCCAAAGAAAAUUAUGGUAGAAGCUAAAAGAUUAAAAUUAGACAGCCCUGAAGAGUGUGAGAGUGAGGCUGAGGCAGAGACUGUGGACGGCAUGGAGUCAAUGAAGGACGAGGGAGAACAAGAGGAAAGCAGUGAUGAAGAAUUCACACCAGUCAUUCUUUCUACCUCUCCUGGAAUGUUGGAGGGGGGCCGUCGCAUUCAACCAAGACGGAGUCUGAAAGGUGUCCGCACAUCAGGUUUUGAAGCAGAUGAGAACUUUGUUUACAUGAAAAUAAAAACUGAGAAACCUGAUGAUGGUUACGAUGUGUCGCCCUCUAAACCUAAAAAUAAGAACAUUCAGGGAAAAAAUGUUAUAGAUGAAACUAUUGCUGGCGAAACAGCAGUCAUACCAAAACAUGAGAAAGAUGAAGAUAAGUUGGAAGCCAAGGUUACUCCUGUUAAAAGGAAAAGAGGCCGUCCUCCAAAGGUCAAACGUACAGAACAUUCAGAGGUCAAAAACUCUCACGAAACACCUUGUCAAACUCACGAUCAGAAUCUAAACUUCAAUGCAGAUCUUGCUGGCACAAACGACACACAACAAGGCUUGAUAGAGAAAUCAAAAACAUCUACAGGAAAAACUGUUGAGCAAAGAAAAGAUGACGAUGGAAAGACUCUAUUUAAAGCAGAUGCUAAUGAAAAGGAUGUAGAUUUGAAGGAAAAAGAAGACGAAAAAUGUGUCACACCUGCAAAUGUUGCUGAUGAAAAAACAGUCUCUGUGAUUGAAGGUAGUAAGGAUAGUUGUAUAUCGCAGGUUAAGGAAAAAAAUGAAAAUCAGCCUUGUCAGGUUGGUUCCGGAGACCAGGAUGAUUCAAUUGCUUCAACAAAAAGUGUACAAGAACUGGAGAAUGGAAUUCAUCAGAUUGUUGGCAAGUCAAAGGAAGAGGGUAACUUGUCAACAUAUACUGAAACAUUGGAAGUAAACUGUAUCACUGAGAAACAAUCAACUAGUAAAACAAUGGCAGAAGAACCUUCGUCAGAUUUGAUUGAACCAAUGGAGGAACAUGUCGAGGAUACCGAUUCCCAUGUUGAUUUAGAAUCCAGCCAGGCAGGAGAACACAGCUCGUCCAACGUUAACGCUGUUGGUAUACAUAUGCCUUCUGAUGAAUCUAUUGCAAAUAUGGCUGUCGAUGAUGAUCUACAAAACAUUCUGGACCAGUUGGACAAGACUGAUGGAAAUGUGCAAAGAAGCAUGGAUAAGGAAACUGAUGUGGCUGAAAAACGGAAUGAGUUAUCCGACAAACCUGAAUUAAUGGAAAAUAAAGAAGAAGCGACUAAGCGAGAGAAAGAAGCAGCAGCAGACAAAGAUACACAAACCCCUGACGACGAUGUUGACGAGAGAUCAAUUGAUGACAACGAUGACAGUAGCAAUUCUUUCAUUAAAACUGAUAGCCAAGAUGAAGACAAAAACGAUGACACAACGCUACCGUUCCAUAACUAUGUGGCAAAACUAGUGAAGCAAACAGAUGAGUUGGAGGAGGAAAAUCAUGCCGAAUUCGUGAAUGAUGAAGUAGCAAAAUUUUUAUUAACUGAUAAUUUUGUAGAUGAGGUUGAUAGCAAAGACGAUUAUACAAAGUAUAUGAAAAUUGAAGAUACCUCCGAUGGAAAACAUUUCAUCUGUACACUGUGUGAAAAGAAAUUUCUACACGAGAAGUAUCUUCGACUUCACUUCCCUGCACACACAGGGAAAUUUAAGUGUAGAAAGUGUGGCGCCAAAUUCUGUAGGAAUGAUACAUUGAAGCGUCACAAUUGCUCGAAUGCCAACAAAGGUACAAAGCCACACGAAGGGCCUACACAAUCCGUCUCUCCCUCGUUAUCAAAAUGUGAUAUUUGUGACCAGCAGUUCACCAAUGAGAAGUACUUGUUCAGACACAUGGCCAUUCAUACGAAUAUAUUCCAGUGCUUGAACUGCCAUAAGUCGUUUUCCCGGAAGGAUUCUCUCCAGAGACAUAUACUGAAGUGCUGUCCGGAAGACGCAGAACAAUACCAGGUGUUCUUUUGUAGAAAAUGUCAGAAAACAUUCGCCACCAAGCUCGGUCGUGAUAACCACGAGACCCACUGCAAACAGAAGAUGUGCGAGCAGUGUCAGAGCGUAUUCGCGUCCGAGAACCUGUUCCUCGCACAUAAAUGUCAAUCCAAGAAGACUGAAACUCGUCGAAAUGUUCCCGUCAAAUACAACUGUAGUCAAUGUCCAAAAUCGUUCCGUAAUCUGAACUACCUCAAACAGCACCUGCAGAUCCAUGAAGGUGGGUUUAUCUGCCAAUUAUGUGGACGGAAGUUAAAGACCAAGGAGGAGCAAGAUGACCACGAGAGGAUGUGCAUGGCACUGUCUGUCAUCCAGAAUGAGGGCAAAACUAAGUGCAUGUCCUGUGACUUAUUCUUCACCGACAUCAGAUCGUACAAGGAGCAUUAUCAUUCCCAUACUCACCCUUACCAGUGUUCAAAGUGUCAAAAACGCUUUGUAAAAAUAGGAAGUCUACACAGCCACGUUUGUACUUUGGACGAUGACAAUAAUCUGCUCUUUUCAUGUAAUAUUUGUCAUAAGGAUUUUCGCAAUGAACGUUUAUUAAUUCGACACAGGGAAAUGCACCAGGAACAUAGAUUUAAGUGUCAACAUUGCGAUAAAAAGUUCUUCCGUAGAGAUUACUAUUUGAAGCAUGUCUGUAAGGACGCCGAUGGUACCGAAAUGGAUGUAGAUAGAAAUGCCGAGAUUCGCGCCCAGCAAGAUAAACUAGUUUGUCAUAUCUGUGGUAAGAACUUUGUCAGUUCAAGUAAUCUCAACAAACAUAUGAAAGUACAUGGAGAGAAAACAUGUAUUUGCCACAUAUGUAGCAAGAGGUUUCACUACGUCGAGUAUCUUCGUGUUCAUUUGGAGGGAUUCCACAACAAAAAGCACCAAUUCCAGUGUUCAGAAUGCGGCAAGAUUUUGACAUCCAAGCCUGGUCUUACAUCUCACGUUAAACAGUUUCAUUCGGACGAGAAAGAGGCACAUCCCUGUCCUACAUGUGGCAAGAUUUUCAGUCAGAAGGGCAAUAUGAAAACGCACAUGUACUCGCAUACAAAAGAACGAGGUUUCCAGUGUACUUUCUGUACCAAGGCUUUCAAAUAUCCGGAUCAGCUGAACAGACACAAGCUCAUACAUACGAUGCAGAACAAGCUUGAGUGCGAUCACUGUGACAAGAAGUUUACUAAGCUGUACGACCUGAAGAAGCACUUCGAGCUGUUCCACAGUGGUAUGAUGUAUGUGUGUGAGGUGUGCGGUGCUCGUACUGGACACAGACACACCAUGGUAAGGCAUUACAAAAGGAAACAUCCCGAGACCGCCGAACAGGCGAAGGAGCCGUCUUACCUCGACUCGCUGUUCAAACACAUUGAUAAAGAACCAGACGUCACCACUGAGGAGAUCAUUGAGGAUCAUUUAAUAGCGGAUGGAAUACAUGUUGAUAAUGUCUCAAACUUGAUUUGUUCAGAAGAGUUCGUACCACAGACAGCUGCAGAAGUGCUACAGAGCCUGUCGAACACUGGUGUGGCAAACGAUCAACCUAUUAUCGUGGCUGACGGCACCACUGUUAUUCAGAACGCUGACGGCACAAUCAGUAUGCCGGGCCAGGAAGGCACUUUCAGCAUACAGAACAUUCAACAGGCCGUGGAGGGACCGGACGGUCAGUCCACAGUGGUAAUACUCCAAUUUGUGAGUCAACAGGAGCAGGAUGGUGUGACCGAAACUCAUCAUCAGGAGGUUCAAGUGCAGGAGCUCGACACACAGGUCAUAACGGCUGGUGCUGUAGAGGCUACGGGCGAGGUGGAGACCUACAUACAAUCUUAUGUUGUUAGUGACUAGCUAAAGAAAUCUGGUAUAUAAAGUAACAGACGCAAACGAAGGGUGUAUAAUAUGACGUCAUUCAUUUGUAUAUGAACGAGCAGCUAAAAGCAGUACAAUAAAUUUGUGUGGAUAUAGGGCCUAUGACCUUUCAGAAAUAGCAAUGGUACCUCGUUACAGAAAGGCCACGUCAUUCAUUUAUCGAAAAUAUACUGUUUCUUUACUUAUGGAUACAUCAUACACAUAUUUUUUUAUAAAAAAAACAUUCCGUGAAAUUGACAUUUUAAUUUGAUUUAUAACUAAAUUUAAUUUUUUUUUUUAUAAAAAAAAUAGUUAAUCAAUGUUGUCACGGAGAUAUGAUAAAAUCAGUACACGGAAUAGUUUUCGGAAAUUCGGGGUCAGAUAUGUCCAAGGUGGAUAGUUGCUGCUCUUAAUAAAAGGGUAAUAUGUAUUCAAUAUUGCUAGCAUGUGUAAUUUUUCAUAAAAUACCGAGACAAAAAAUGGCAAAAACUGAUAUGAGCAAUGCAAUGUUAUUAUAUUAUUCCAGAAUGUUGAUCGAUUAUAGAAUUGAUGUUGUUUCCUAUAUAGCUAUAUGGACAGUUUGCAUUACGGUUGUUGGAAAACUUCAGUUUAAGAACUUUCCACUAAUAUGUCAGACAUAGAUAUUAUGUUCUGUUAUACUUUAGCAUGGCAAUUUCAAUGUUUCAGAAAUAUAUACGUAUGUACAGAUGUCUCUUUAGGCGAGUUUAUAUGCGUUGUAAUAUUCUGUAUACCGGGGAAAAUAUCGCCCAGUCAAAUUUUCACCCUUCACUGUUUGAAACCGUGUUCGUGUAGUGUUAUUUUGGCCCAUCACAUUUUAUUACUAUAUAUAGUACGCUGUUUACUUAUUUUCACUGUCGUGAUGAAUUCGCCCUCAGUGCAGAGGGCGAAAAUGACAAAAGUUGAACUGCGGCGAACAUUUCCAAGUAUACAGUAUUUCAUCUGGUUGCUUUUUAAAUUCACAGGGACAGGUAUGAUAAUUAACCCUGUUAAAAUAUAAUGGACAUAGAAAUACUAUUUAAUUGAAAGCGUUUAUGAAAUAUUAUUGGUUAAAGUCUAUAACCGUUUCGAUAAAACGUGACUUAAACAUUUACUAAGUGUUUGAUUUUUCAAUACCCAUCAAAGAAAACCUGGUCAGUGUACAUCGUGUCUAAAGUUCGGUUAACUUUUUUUACCAAAGUUGUUUUGCACAGUAAAAAUCAGUUUUGUAAAUGAUUUUGGUUUCAGUCUAUAAUGGGUUUUUUAUCACACAAGUCGCGUAUGUGUUCUGUAUAAUAUUACAAAUCGGUUCCUCGUAGUUGGUUAGUUUCAUCUGAAUGGUUGAUUUAAAGCUAUUCACAACGUUAUCUGCGCCAUUACCGACUUCUCUUGAUAGUUUUAGAAAUUGACAACGAACGAUAUUUUUAUUUUUGUUGUGUAAGUAAAUUUGUUAGCUUGAAGAAAAAGUAUUAUUAUGCUUAUUUUUUUCGGCACUUGAACCUGCAACUCUUUAAAGGAAACAGUUUGUGGAUCGGUUUAGACAAUUUUUAUUGUUACAAUUGUAUUUUUUUCUAAUAAUCCUUCGAUAUUUAUAUAUGACUUAAGAUUUAUUUCUUACCCAGUGCUUGAACAUCAAAUUUAUUUUCCCAAUUUCGAAUAUCAAAUAACCUCACAAAACUAGAGAAUGUGGCUCAAUACUAUGCUUUGGAAAAGGUAUUCUUCUGUCGUUUUAAUGUCGUCACCAACUCGGGGAACAAACACGGGUUGUCCGUUAGGUUUGUUCACAGUGGAGUAAUAUUUAAAUUUAUUUUUCAUUUAAAUCCGUGCUCGUUUCGUUGGUGUGAUUGUUUUGCCUGUGGGAAAUAUAUAAUUAAGCGUUUUCACAACGAUGUCUGGCUACCGAGCAGCAUGUAUUUCCUAUGUUGAUAGCAUGUAAAGAGGGGUUUUGUCAGUCAGACUCCGUUAUUCAAUCCCUCCCCUUGUGUUCCUUUCACUGCUUUUCAUUCAAUGCAAGGAUCCCUGCGAUAAAUUGGUUCUCUUUAAGCAUACAUUUCAGGCCCCAGUUGCUCAAAGAUUGGUUAACUUUAAACGGUGGUUAAUAAAAAGAUCAAAUUGUUUAGUAAGACGAAUCCUCAUAAUACACUAAUAAAAUCUGUUUGAACAAAUCUGUAGCAGUGAAAUAAUAACGGGUGUUCUUGAUUUUCUUUUGAUCACAUUUAAAACAAAUCCCUAACCAAUAUUCAUCUCUAACCAAGCUUUCAACUACCAUGGCCAGAUCUCUAGAAAUGUUUCUGUUACUUAUUUUCUCACUAUACACGAAGUGAAAUACGGUGUGAAAGAUUUCUGGUACUGAAAGACAUCAUACAUGGACUUGCCAUAAAGUAUGAAAUUAUUUAUGACAUGUUUGUAUAAAAUAUUAAUAUUUAACCGAAAACAAAUAUAUUGGAAGAAUGAAAGACUAUCCUUCGUCCUGAUUAAGACAAUUGAAGAAACUAAGCCUCAUGCUGAAAAUGAUCCAGGCUGCUUUUGCAUACCCCAGUUGAAACAGUCAGGGUGGUACAGAAAUAUCCCGUGAUAAACGAACACACAUGGGCGGACGAAAUCAAUAAAGUUACAAAUGCACAGUGUCGCAGAUGUUUCCAAAACAAAAAAAAACCAUUAAUACCAUCUGUUUAUUUUCAUUUGUGUGAAUAUUUUUUUUAAUUUCGAAAAAUAUUUGAAUCGACUUUUUGUUAUGUCAAAAUAUCGAAACCUUACGGUUGCCAGCAUUUCGAAUUUGGCAAGGCAUGACGAGAACUUUCGAAUUUCUGGGUAUCAUCUUCCGUUCCUAUCUCUGUCUAAUUUUCACUGAAGAUUAUGGUAAGUGUACCACAUCACGAAUUACAAUAGGACUCCAAUAGGACUCUGGUUUAGAGUAACAUCCGCUGUCGAGUUGUGCAUCUUUCAAUGCUAAUUUGUAUUUGUAUACUAGACUUUUCGACCCUGUAAUUGUACUCACACUUUUGGUGAUAAUUGCAUAUAAUUCCUCGAGGGCAACAUUGGUAAAAUGUAGGCUUGGCAGUUUUUAAUUCUGCGUUUGAAUUUCAAACAGUUAUAAUUUUGUGUUUUAUAGAGGUUACACAACGAGUGAUUGUUGAAUAUGGUAUUUAUUU